This is a messenger RNA of Brienomyrus brachyistius, 7583 nucleotides long. It is a transcript of the gene psme4a, whose product is annotated as proteasome activator subunit 4a. Gene Ontology annotation, cellular component: spermatoproteasome complex; nucleus; cytosol. NCBI's taxonomy places the organism in Eukaryota, Metazoa, Chordata, Actinopteri, Osteoglossiformes, Mormyridae. Gene Ontology annotation, molecular function: proteasome binding; peptidase activator activity. The coding region runs from base 290 to 5833 and encodes 1847 amino acids. The record is from RefSeq and is a predicted model, not a curated record. The transcript has 48 exons. Gene Ontology annotation, biological process: proteasomal ubiquitin-independent protein catabolic process.
CUUAAGCGUUUCCGUGUGUAUGUGUGUGUGCGCGCGCGUGUGUUUGUGGAAAAGAAGUAUGAGUGAAUGUACGCCUGAGUCAAUAUAGAUAAGAAACGAUUGCGAUUCCCAGUACCGACACACACUCUGUAGCAUUAAUCGGAUAACUAAAUGUCACAAGUCGUUGCUUUAGUUAUGCCAAGUAACAGUUUAUUAGCAAACUAGUUAAUAAAAUUAACUUAUUUUCAAGUGGAAUACCCUAACUGAAAAUAGCGAGCCAGCGAAGAAAAAGCGGUUUGGAAUCUAUAAUAUGAAAAAAGACAAGGCUGAAGCAUUAGGUUUUGUCCCUCAAAAAGACAUUGUCUAUAACAAGCUUCUUCCAUACGCGGACAAGCUAGACAUUGAAUCCAAUGAAAUUUUGUGUAAAAUCAAAGGUAAUUUGGCCCGGGCAGUCCAGCUCAGGGAGUUAUGGCCUGGAGUCUUGUUUUGGACCCGGAAACUUUCUACGUACAUGCGGCUGUACGGGAGAAAAUUCAACAAGGAGGAUCAUGUGCUGUUUGUGAAUCUCCUCUACGAGCUGGUGACCAUCCCCAAACUGGAGAUCAGUAUGAUGCAAGGAUUUGCUCGACUCCUUAUCAAUCUUCUCAAGAAGAAGGAGCUGCUCUCUAGGGAGGACCUGGAACUGCCCUGGAGGCCCCUCUAUGAGCUUCAGGAGCGGAUUCUCUACUCUAAGACCGAGCACCUUGGCCUCAACUGGUUCCCCAACUCUCCUUGGCCGCACGCUUCCUCUAAACACGUAAUGAUAACGUUUAUUCAGAAAUGCUCUGUUGAAAAUGUGCUGAAAACACUUGUGAAAAGCUGCAGGCCGUACUUCCCAGCAUCAUCCACCCAGGAGAUGCUAGAUGAAUGGCGCCCGCUGCUCUGCCCCUUCGAUGUCACCAUGCAGAGGGCCAUCAGCUACUUCGAGCUCUUCCUGCCCACCACACUGCCCCCGGAGCUGCAUCACCAGGGCUUCCAGCUUUGGUUCAAAGAGCUAAUAGAUUUGUGGCUGUCAGUGCAGAACCUGCCAAGCUGGGAGGUGCAUCUAGUGAACCUCUUUGCCCGCCUUGCCAAUGACAACAUCGGCUACAUUGACUGGGAUCCCUAUAUUCCCAAGAUAUUUACCAGAAUCUUGCGAAGUUUAAAUCUUCCGGUGGGAACCAGUCAGAUGUUGGUUCCGAGAUAUGUGACGAACGCCUACGACAUCGGCCACGUCGUCAUCUGGGUGUCCUCACUUCUGGGAGGACCCAGUAAGCAAGCCCAGAAACAGCUGACCGGCCUUUUCAAAAGCAUCACCUCAUUCUUCCAUCCCUCAAAUCACGGCCGCUGGCUGAUGAAGCUGAUGAAGCUUCUUCAGCGUCUCCCCGCCAGUGUGGUGCGGCGGCUGCACCGUGAGCGCUACCGGAAGCCCACUUGGCUGACCCCCGUGCCCAACAGCUACAAGCUGACAGAGCAAGAUGUCACCGACUUCGUAGAGAGCAUGAUGCAGCCGGUGCUGCUGGCCAUGUUCAGCAAGACAGGUAGCCUGGAUGCGGCGCAGGCCCUGCAGAAUCUGGCGCUGAUGCGGCCUGAGCUCGUCAUCCCCCCAGUGCUGGAGAAGACCUACCCCGCUCUGGAGACACUUACUGAGCCGCACCAACUGACAGCUACGCUAAGCUGCAUGAUCGGCGUGGCUCGCAGCCUGGUCACUGGGGGGCCCCACUACCCUGAGGGUCCUACACACAUGCUACCCCUUCUCAUGAGGGCCCUGCCAGGCGUUGACCCCAACGACUUCAGCAAGUGCAUGAUCACAUUCCAGUUCAUCGCAACCUUUUCUACUCUCGUGCCUUUGGUUGACUGCUCGUCCGCCAUUCACGAAAGAAGCGACCUGACAGAAGUUGAGCGGGAGCUGUGCUCCGCCUCGGCAGAGUUUGAAGACUUUGUGCUUCAGUUCAUGGACAGGUGCUUUGCGCUGAUCGACAGCAGCACGCUGGAACAGACCCGUGAGGAGAUGGAGACAGAGAAGAUGACCCACCUGGAGAGUCUGGUGGAGCUCGGUCUAUCUUCCACCUUCAGCACCAUCCUCACACAGUGCUCCAUGGACAUCUUUCAGGUGGCCCUGGAGAAGGUCUUCAACUUCGCCACGACCAACAUCUUCGAGACGCGGGUAGCAGGCCGGAUGGUGGCUGACAUGUGCCGAGCUGCAGCCAAGUGUCACCCAGCAGAAUCUCUGAAACUUUUUGUGCCACGCUGUUGCAACGCCAUAACCCAGAUCACAGCCAAUGAAGAGGUCCUCAAGGAGGAAGAGCUUGACAAGGAGCUGCUUUGGAACCUCCAGCUUCUCUCAGAGGUGGCCCGUGUGGAUGGCGACAAGCUGUUGCCCUACUGCUCACAGCUGGUACAGAUUCUGCAACUGACGUUGCACCUCAAGAGCAAGCAGGGUUACAGCCUGGCCUGCAACCUGCUGCACCACAUGCUGCGCUCAACUGCCCUAAUCUACCCUACGGAGUACUGCAGCAUCCCGGGGGGGUUCCACUGGCCCCUCCAGGACUACCUGCCCGUCAAGGACUGGGGGCGACCAGGAGACCUGUUCAACCUGCAGAUCCAGUGGCACGUGCCUAGCCCUGAGGAGGUCACCUUUGUCUUCGAUGUCCUUGACCUGCUUCUCCGGCCUGAGCUGCAGCGCCUACAGAAAUACGCCGAGGGGGAGCAGGGCAUGAACAGGGAUGACGUCCUGCAGAGCCUUUCCAUUGUGCAUCACUGCCUGCUGGGAGCUGGGAACUUGCUUCCACCCCUGGAUGGGGAGCCCGUGCCCGGCCUGGUGGAGAGCCUGGUGAGCCUAGAAGAGACCACACUUCACACCGGUGUGGAAUAUGACCUCAUCAGGGAGAACUAUCGGGAGGCUAUCUGCAAGGUGAUGAGGGAGCUUCUCCACUACAUCCUGGAGCAUUCAGAAGAUGACACCAAGUCACUUUUUUCUAUCAUUAAGAUCAUUGGUGACCUGCUCUACUUCAAAGGUUCCCACAAGCAGGAGUUCGACUCCCGAUGGAAGAGUUUCAACCUCGUAAAAAAGUCGAUGGAGAACAGGCUCCAUGGCAGGAAGCAGCACAUCCGGGCCCUGCUGAUAGAUAGGGUGAUGCUGCACCAUGAGCUUCGCAAGCUGACGGUGGAAGGUUGUUUGUUCAGGAGCGUCCACCGGGACCUGCUGAGAGACCUCCUCCGUUUGUCCACCAGCACCUACAGCCAGGUGCGGAGCAAAGCCCAGAGUGUGCUCUUCACCGCACUGGGGACCUACAACUUCUGCUGCCGGGACCUGAUCCCCCACGUACUGGAGUUCCUGGAGCCUGGCCGCAGUGACGUCACACAGCAGCAGUUUAAAGGUGCCUUGUACUGUCUCUUGGGCAACCACAGCGGUGUCUGUCUGGCCAACCUGCACGACUGGGACUGCAUCGCACGGACCUGGCCAACCAUAGUGAGGUCAGGCCUCAGCCACGUCAUGUCACUGGAGAAGCCGUCCAUCGUGCGCCUGUUUGAUGACCUCGCCGACAAGGUCCACCGGCAGUAUGAGACCAUCGGCCUCAACUUCGACAUUCCAGAGAGCUGUUCAGCUUUGGGGCUGUCGAUGUUGAAGUCUGGGAGCCCCACUCCCAGUAUGCCAGUCCCCACACCCGAGGAGAUGGAAGAGGGAAUGCAGAAGCAGCAAGCAAAGAACCUUGAUGCCGUCCAGAAAUAUGAGAAGCUUGUUGGUGACCUGCUGGAUUGCCUCGGCAACCGGAACUUGCCCUGGAAGUUCGAGCACAUUGCCAUCGGAUUCCUGUCACUUCUCCUCCGGGACGACCACCCCCUGCCACCCAAGGCUGUCCUUUUCUUCGUCAAGAGCCUUAACCACGACGCGCUCAUCGUGCGUAAGAUGGCAAUCUCCUCCGUGGCCGGGAUCUUAAAACAGCUGAAGAAGCCCCACAAGAAAGUGCCUGUCAACCCGUAUGAGCUCAGUGGAUUUAUGGACUCUGGGGAGGUGGUCGCUGGGGACAGACCCAAUAACCAGUGGCUGCAGUAUGACAGCAGCUGUCUGCCACGUACUCAGCAGGCCUGGGAGUGCUGCCACUUUGUGGAGAAGACUCACUGGGGCUACUACAGCUGGCCACGGAAGCUGAUGGUCUAUGCCCCCUUGGAAGAGCAGCCCAAGCAGGGUUUGAGGAGGGAGGAGAUGACCGAGAGGGAGCAGAUCAUCUACGACCAUUUCUCUGACCCGGCAUUUAUCGACCAGCUUAUUGAAUUCUUGUCACUAGAAGAUCGUAAGGGCAAGGACAAGUUUAGCCCACGCCGGUUCUGCCUCUUUAAGGGUCUGUUCCGGAACUUCGAUGACACCUUCCUGCUCCUGCUGAAGCCGCACAUGGAGCGCCUGGUGGCCGACACCCACGAGAGCAAGCAGCGCUGCGUGGCCGAGGUCAUCGCCGGGCUCAUCCGUGGCUGCAAACAUUGGAGCUUCCAGAAGGUUGAGUCUCUCUGGAUGCUGCUGUGUCCCCUGCUCCGCACAGCACUGUCCAACAUCACCGUGGAAACCUACACGGACUGGGGCACCUGCAUCGCCACGGCCUGUGAGAGCAGAGACCCCCGGAAGCUGCACUGGCUCUUCGAGAUGCUCAUGGAAUCACCAGUCAAUGGGGAGGGCGGCUCCUUCGUCGAUGCCUGUCGUCUGUACGUACUCCAGGGUGGUCUAGCCCAGCAAGAGUGGAGAGUUCCAGAGCUUCUCCACCGCCUGCUGCAGUACCUGGAACCCAAACUCACACAGGUGUACAAGAACGUCCGCGAGCGCAUCGGCAGUGUGCUGACCUACAUCUUCAUGAUUGACGUCAGCCUGCCUUACACACGGCCCACGGCGUCGCCCCGCAUCGCCGAGUUCACAGAGCGCAUGCUGGUGCGCCUGAAGCCGCUCAUGGAGGGUGAGGAAGAGAUCCAGAAUCACGUGGUGGAGGAGAAUGGACUGAUGGAGCAGGACGAGCGGACGCAGGCCAUCAAGCUGCUGAAGACCGUGCUAAAGUGGCUGAUGGCCAGCACGGGGCGCUCAUUCUCCAUCGCCGUCCCUGAGCAACUACAGUUUUUACCUCUGCUCUUCAAGAUCGCACCGGUAGAGAACGACGACAGCUAUGACGAGAUGAAACGUGACGCCAAGACCUGCCUCUCGCUGAUGUCACAGGGUCUGCUGUAUCCUGCGCAGAUCCCCCAGGUCCUCCAGGUGCUGCAGGAGAUCGCGGAGAGCAGCUCCUGGCACGCACGUUACACGGUGCUCACCUACCUGCAGAUCAUGGUCUUCUACAACCUCUUCACCUUCCUGGAUGACGAGCAGGCUGUGUGUGAUGCCCGGGGGCUGGUCAUCAGACUGCUCGAGGAUGAACAGCUGGAGGUGAGAGAGAUGGCAGCCACCACCCUCAGUGGCUUCCUGCAGUGCAACUUCCUGUCCAUGGAUGGCCCCAUGCAGGCACACUUCGAGGCCUUGUGUAAGACGCGGCUACCCAAGAGGAGGCGGCGGGAGCCAGGCUCUGCGAUGGACACCAUCCCCUCGGCUGACCUGGUCCGUCGACAUGCUGGGGUCCUCGGCCUCAGCGCCUGCAUCCUCUCCAGUCCGUAUGACGUUCCCACCUGGAUGCCCCAGCUGCUCAUGGACAUGAGCGCCCACCUCAACGACACCCAGCCCAUAGAGAUGACGGUGAAGAAAACCCUUUCAAACUUCCGGCGCACUCACCAUGACAAUUGGCAGGAGCACAAGCAGCAGUUCACCGAUGACCAGCUCCUGGUGCUGACGGACCUGCUGGUCUCCCCCUGCUACUACGCCUAGCCCAGAGCAUGGAGACAGUCUCUCACCCAUCCAGAUUUUUUUUUUUUUUUAAUGGAAGAUGGUGGAACCAAUGAAGUCAGAAGAUUUCUUCAGUACUUAAGGGUUUCGGGCUGUUCUAUGACUGACUGGGGUCACAUUUGACCCCGCUGUGUGAACGAGAGAAGCUUAAUAGCACCCAGCCAAAAGGGAGGGGGGGUGGGGGCGGGGUUUUUUUUUUGUUUAACUAUUUAGCACGUGUAUACAUUUCUAAUAUACUUAAUAUUUAAGGUAAACCGAAGCAGGAUGGAUUUGCCUGCAAUUUGUAAUAUUAUUGUACAGUUUUUUUUUUUUUUUUUUUUUUUUUUUUUUGCAUGGGUGCAGAGUGAUUGGAAACCUCACCUGUGGAUUUCCCACAUACCCCCUUUCAAAGACCUCAAAGACCCCCCAGCUCCAUCACAUGGCCCGUUCACCCUCAUCGCUCCGUCCGAGUGAACAUCACCUUUAGUCAGCCAGCUGGAGCCAUUUACUGGCCGCAGAUGCCAUCGUAGCAAUUUUAAUUUUUUUUUUAUUUUCACGCACACACACAUACACAUGCACUCUCAUUUAUUACUUCAAACGUGCACAGACACAUUUGUGUGUUUAUUUUAUAUAUAUAAUAUGUACAUAUGUAGUAAUGUGUGUAUAUUACAUGUAUAUGGCAUAAAGACACAGAUGCAUAUUUAUUUUUUGAAGUGCUUUUUAUUACACAAUGAUAUUAAUGAUUUAAAUUUGGUUGUCGUGGGCGUGCACGUGGCAAGCCUGACAGAGUGUGUGUGUGUGUGUGAGCUUGUGUGCGUGUGCCUGCCUCUCUGCUCUGGCCACAGUGUUGUGCUUCCUGCAGCACGUGACUGAAAGCACGGCCUUCACGUAGACUCCCACUCCUCUUCUCACCUGUCCCGUCGUCAUCGUUGUCACUUCACUGAGAGAGGAGGGGAAUCCUUAUCAGAUUCUUUAUUUUGGGGGGUGGGAGUUAGGUGGGGAGGAGGGGUGGGUAAUCUUCACUGCAGUUUUGAAUCCAGUUCAGUUUAGUACCUCACGAAGUGUGAUACCUUACAGAGGUAACAGAGCCACUAUAGUGUAGUGCCAAAGCUGGGAUGGUUUUUAGAUGUUAUGUUUACUUAUAUUUAAUGCGCCAAUAAAAGGGUUGUUUGUAACAAAGUCUGAGGCCUCCUGUAGCAUCUGUCGGUGUACUGAGGUUGGGUUUCUCUCUGGGAUCAGGAAACUCAGGGAAGCGUCUCGUCUCUUCUUUCUUAUUGUAAUGUGUAACCUCAGAGUUAGCGUUCAUAUUCUUUCUUUUAAACGUUAGGUAAAUGCAAAUUUUACAGGUAACUCAGUUCGGCAGUGUAAUACUUUGAAUGUUGAGGCUUCCUCUAUCUGUUAAGUGCUGAUAUAAUCAAAUGGUUUACAGAUUUAGCCAACAAAAGUACGUCAAGAAAGCACCUAAUAUUGGUAAUUUCAGAACUAUCCAAACCUGAGGUAUUAGGCCUCCCCCCCCCAGGUGCUGACUGGGGUAUGCAUUGAGCCGGGGACAGAGAGAGAGAGGGAGAGAGAGCACUGCAAAAACGCUCUCCUCUCCUGUUCCCAUGGUGAUCUGCUGCUCUUCAGCCUCUUGGUUCAGUCCGAAAUUCAUGACCUGAAUCCCAAUCUCUAAGCUGUUUCCUGGAAUCAAAGUCCCUGUGGAAUGUUCAUCUUUUAAUGACUUCCAGACAAAAUUAAAGCUUUUAUUUCUGCA